Molecule: messenger RNA, 2291 nt
Organism: Bicyclus anynana (squinting bush brown)
Lineage: Eukaryota; Metazoa; Arthropoda; Insecta; Lepidoptera; Nymphalidae
Gene: lwr
Product: SUMO-conjugating enzyme UBC9-A
Exons: 5
Coding region: 161-640 (159 amino acids)
Biological process (GO): protein sumoylation
Cellular component (GO): nucleus
Molecular function (GO): SUMO conjugating enzyme activity
Source: RefSeq, a predicted model, not a curated record
UUUUAAUCGAUCUCAGGUCGCCAUCCUUACCCCAAUCCACAUCACUAUUUAUUCAUUAUUUGACGGCUGACGCCAAUUUGACGCAUCGUGGGACGCUCUAGUUCGCGCUGUUAAUUAUUUUUUCGUCUUUGUUUCCUAGUAUUUUUAACAGUUUCAGGCAAUGUCGGGUAUAGCAAGUGCACGUUUAGCCGAGGAGCGGAAAGCUUGGCGCAAGGAUCAUCCCUAUGGUUUCGUCGCCAGACCUAUGAAAAAUCCCGACGGAUCAUUGAAUCUCAUGACAUGGGAAUGUGCCAUUCCUGGAAAAAAGGGGACUCCUUGGGAGGGAGGUUUGUACAAGUUACGAAUGAUUUUCAAAGAUGAUUACCCGUCUAGUCCUCCAAAGUGCAAAUUUGAACCACCCCUGUUUCAUCCUAACGUGUACCCAUCUGGAACUGUGUGUUUAUCACUCCUCGAUGAAGAGAAGGACUGGCGUCCCGCUAUCACAAUCAAACAGAUCCUCCUUGGCAUUCAAGAUCUUCUUAAUGAACCAAAUGUGAAGGAUCCAGCACAGGCUGAGGCGUACACCAUCUAUUGUCAAAACCGGCUAGAGUAUGACAAGAGAGUGAGAGCGCAGGCGCGUGCUAUGGCUUCAGCUGAAUGAAACAGUAUACAUUCUACAACAUUCCCUAAUACAACAGGAAUGCAAUAACUAGCUUUGUUAGCAGGAGGAUGUUGUGUAUCUAUUCUCUCUUUUGUUUUUAUUUUAUUACAACAAAAUAUGUAUUUAAUUGUUUUUAAGAAAUCAAGCAAGUUUAUUUCAAUUACAUAAAUCAAAAAUUUAUCCUUCAUACUUGAAUAAAUAAAUGCAUUUCGCAAACAUUACAUUGUCUGAAAUUAACUUCUUCUUUAUUGCAAUUAUAGAUUUGAAUUAUAUCUCCCAGUUGAACAUAUCUAAACUAAUAUUAUAAAGAGUUAAGACUUGAUUGAUUGUUUGUUAGUUAGUUACAAUUUAACUCAAAAACUACAAUCUACAUCUUCAUUGAGUAACAUAGGCUAUAUUUUAUCGCUGGAUUCCUGUGGGACAGGAAACUAUGUGCUAUGUCCGCUAGUAAUGAAUAAACAAAGAAUUUUGUAAUACAAAAUAUUUGGCAGUGUCACUUUGAUGCUUGCUUUUAAUAUGUAUGUACAAUUAUAUCUGUAUUUAUUUUAAACUGAAUUGGCUAUUGAUUUUUUAGUAAUUUUAUUUUAUUCCUUCUAUUAGUACUCGAUUAAAUCAAAUGAAUUUGUGAUUAUUGCAAUGUUUCUAAAUUACAAAAGGGUUAUAUCAGAAUGUAAAGGGUAAUGUAAAUCACGAAUCAGUAUGGUUAUUUAAUGUAAAUCCUCUUGCUACACUGUGUUCUAAAAGAGAUUAGGUUUAAGUAGUGUUAAAUUAUUUACUAUUGAAAACCAAAUUGUUUUCAGUAAAUAAUUUAACAAAAUGUAAUAAAUUAUAAGUCAAACUAGAAAUUAAUGGCCCCUUCACACUAAUGUAGAAUUUGAACGUUUGUGCAGUGCAGAUGUAAAAACUUAGUAUUUAUACUUGUUGCCGAUGCAGAGUUUUCAUCGCUAUAAUCUUUUAGGGGCUGUAUAUGAUUGAGGAGUGUCUGUAUACCACUAACUGUUAUCAAAUUAAGCAGUCUGGAUAACAUUUUUUUUUUGUAUAAUUUGAAGAAGUAAUAUAAUUUUCUUUAUCUGACUAAUUAUUCGGUUUUAAAAAUAAUUGAAUAGUUCGAUUUUGUAGUAUAAUAUGGCUUUAAGUUUAAUAUCGAAUGUAAAUUAAAAUAAGUGUAUAUUUUUUUUGUUCUUACCAUAACAUAUACCUGUAGGCCAUUGCAUGAUUGGGGACAGUAUUUUAAAUGUAACACAUAAUAUUUAUUUGUUUGAAGAUAGUUCUAUGUCACAAUGAUCUGUUGUUGCUGACAAACAAAAUCCUAGCCAGCAUUGUUGUGAGAUGAAAGAAUUACUUAUUUAUUAGUUUACUUUUAUUACAAAUUGAAUAUUAUAUUCAAAUUACAAGCACUCUGAAGAUAUUGGCCAAUAACUGGCCACUUUCUUACUGGAUAUAUAUUAAUAACAUAAACAUGAUUCUAAAUAAUUAUAAUCGCUGGCAUGAGCCUUUUUAGGGCCUUAGAAAAAUGAAUACAAUUUGAUUUAUAUCAUCAUCAGCUUUUAUCUUAUAUUAAUUGGAGUUCUAAAAGAAUCUACGUUGUAAUUUCAGUGUAUUUUUGUAUUUUUAUGUUAGAUUUACGUAAUAAUAAAUAACUAAACCAAUG